Molecule: messenger RNA, 4358 nt
Organism: Melozone crissalis (California towhee)
Lineage: Eukaryota; Metazoa; Chordata; Aves; Passeriformes; Passerellidae
Gene: PHLPP2
Product: PH domain and leucine rich repeat protein phosphatase 2
Exons: 19
Coding region: 7-4062 (1351 amino acids)
Molecular function (GO): protein binding
Source: RefSeq, a predicted model, not a curated record
CCGGCCAUGGGGGAGGCCGGCCCGGCCGCGGGGCCGGCUGCGGGGCUGGGGCCCAGGGAGGCGCAGGAACCCGAGGAGGACGAGGCGGCGGCGCCGGGCGGCACACGGGGAUGCCGGGCCGGAUCCCGCGGCGGCAUCCGGGUGCUGAAGAGGAACGCGAAACGCACCGGGAGCAGGAGCUGCCAGAGCAGGAGUCGGGUCGGCUCCCGUGAGAGGACCUGGCUGAAAGGGGACGUCGGACGAGGCUGCGUGUAUGUUUAUGGAAGAGACUCAGCAACUGCGGCUCCCUCGGACUUGCGACUGGUCCUCUGUACAGUGGACACCCAAGCCUCGGAGAUCUGUGACGGAGAAGGGAGGAAAAACCUCUUUUUGCAGCUUCAUGGAGACCUGGUCAGGAGACUGGAGCCCACAGAAAAACCCCUUCAGAUUGUGUAUGACUACUUGGCUCGGUUGGGUUUUGAUGAUCCUCUCAGAAUGCAGGAAGAGGCAGCAAACUCUGAUCUCAGCUGUAUGAUUCGCUUUUACAGUGAGAAGCCGUGUCAGGUGGAGCAGCUGGAUCGCAUCCUGCUCUCCGGAGUCUAUAACGUGCGCAAAGGAAAGACCCAGCUGCACAAGUGGGCAGAGCGCUCCGUCACUCUCUGUGGCACGUGCCUCGUUGUGUCCUCAGUGAAGGACAGCCAUGCAGGGAAGAUGCACAUCUUGCCUCUCGUUGGAGGGAAGGUGGAAGAGAUGAAACGUCGGCAGUACACCCUUGCUUUCACAUCUGCUGGAGCGCAAGCUCAGACCUACCACGUUUCCUUUGAAACGCUGGCAGAGUGCCAGCGGUGGCACCGGCAGGCAUCCACGAUUGUGUCUAUGCGAUUUAGCAUGGUUGAUCUUUCAUGCUACAGCCUUGAGGAAGUACCAGAGCACCUCUUCUACAGUCAAGAUAUCACCUACCUCAACUUACGCCACAAUUUUAUGAGAACAAGUGGAGCAGGAAGUCUUGACUCUCUUUGCAGGUUUUCUCAGUUGAAGAGUCUGAACUUGUCUCAUAAUAGACUGGGAGAGUUUCCUGUAUCACUGUGUGAGAUCUCUACUCUGACAGAGCUUAAUAUUUCCUGUAAUGGACUUCAUUACUUGCCAAGUCAGAUUGGCAAGCUGUUGAAUCUCCAGACCUUCUGUCUUGAUGGCAAUUUCCUCACAUCCUUACCAGAAGAGAUGGGAAACCUGCAGCAGCUCAGCUGUCUUGGGCUUUCCUUCAAUAACUUCUGUGAACUGCCAGCAAUUUGUGAGAAACUUGUCACCUUAGACAAACUAGCCCUGGCAGGGAACUCGAUAGAGAGCCUGGACCUGGCAGUGCUGAACCGCAUGGGUCACAUCAAAAGUGUGGACCUGAGGCUGAACAACUUGAAGACAGCAGCAGCUGACACUCUGGAGGGGAACAAAUCUUUGGCUUACAUGGAUUUACGAGACAAUCAGAUGACAGAUCUGGAUCUGAGCUCCUUGGUCAGCCUGGAGCAGCUGCACUGCGAGCGAAAUAAGCUGAGAGAGCUGACACUGAGCGGCUUCUCCCUUCGGGCCCUGUAUGCCAACAGCAACUGUCUGACAGCUGUCAAUAUUUAUCCGGUUCCUGGUCUACUGACAUGUCUAGAACUCUCUCACAAUCAACUACAGUGUGUCCCAGACUGGGCCUGUGAAGCAAAGAAACUGGAAGUUUUGGAUGUGAGCUACAAUCUACUCUUGGAGCUUCCAUCGAGGAUCCUCAGAAGCUUAAGUCUUCGGAAGUUGAUGGUGGGGCACAAUCAUCUGCAGAGCCUUCCACCUCUUCAAGAACACAUUCCACUGGAGGUGCUGGACCUUCAGCACAAUCUGUUGACUAAACUCCCAGAGACACUCUUUGUCAAAGCUCUGAACCUCAGGUACCUGAAUGCAUCUGCCAACAGUCUGGAGUCCUUGCCCUCCACAUGUCCAGGGGAGGAGAGUUUGAGCAUGUUGCAGCUGCUAUACCUGACUAAUAACAACCUCACAGAUCAAUGCAUCCCUGUCUUGGUGGGACACCCAAACCUACGGAUCCUGCAUCUGGCAAACAACAACCUGCAGACUUUCCCUGCAAGCAAACUUAGUAAGCUGGAGCACUUGGAAGAACUGAAUCUGAGUGGAAACAAGCUGAAAACAAUUCCUACAACGGUUGCAAACUGCAAGCUGCUUCAUACACUUAUUGCACACUCUAAUGAAAUCAGCAUUUUUCCAGAAAUCCUGCAUUUGCCCCGUAUUCAGUUUGUGGAUUUGAGCUGCAAUGAGUUAACUGAAAUCCUAAUCCCUGAGGCACUGCCAGGUGCCUUGCAAGAGCUGGAUCUGAGUGGAAACACAAACCUGGUGUUAGAACACAAGACACUGGAUAUCUUCAGUCACAUUAGCACACUGAAGAUUGAUGCUAAGCCCUCCCUCACGGCAGACUCGGCACUCACUUCUGUCUUCUGGAGUCACGGAGUAGCUGAGAUGGCAGGCCAAAGAAAUAAGCUGUGUGUAUCAUCCCUGGCACUGGGGAGCUUUGCAGAGGGGGUAGAGGCUGUGUAUGGCAUGUUUGAUGGUGACAAGAACGAGGAACUGCCACGUUUGCUGCAGUGCACCAUGGCUGAUGUGCUCCUGGAGGAGGUACAGCAGUCUGACACCAUGUUCAUGUCCAACACCUUCUUGGUCUCCCACAGGAAGCUGGGCAUGGCUGGGCAGAAGCUGGGUUCCUCUGCUGUCCUUUGCUACAUUCGUAAUGAGGUCGCUGAUCCAGCCAGCAACUUUUCUCUGACGGUGGCCAAUGUGGGGACGUGCCAAGCCGUUCUGUGCCGAAGCGGAAAAGCACUGCCUCUCUCCAAAGUCUUCAGUCUUGAACAAUGUUCAGAAGAAGCUAGGAGAGUCAAGGAACAAAAAGCCAUUAUAACAGAGGACAAUAAAGUCAAUGGUGUGACUUGCUGUACUCGGAUGCUGGGCUGCACGUACCUGCAUCCUUGGAUCCUGCCCAAACCACAUGUCUAUUCCAUUCCACUGACUGUACAAGAUGAGUUGCUACUUCUAGGGAACAAAGCUCUCUGGGAACACCUUUCUUAUGCAGAAGCUGUCUCAGCUGUGCGGCACCUACACGACCCACUAGCUGCUGCAAAGAAGCUCUGCACUUUAGCACAAAGCUAUGGUUGCCAAGACAAUGUUGGUGCAAUGGUGGUAUGUCUGAACAUCAGUGAGGACAACUGCACGUGUGAGAUGCACGGCCUCACUCUGACAGGCCCUGGGGGAUUUAGUUCUACCACCACCAAACCAGCAACACCUUCAUGUAGCAGUGGAAUUGCUUCAGAGUUCAGCAGUGAACUGUCUGCUUCUGAGGUUAGCAGUGAGGUGGGCUCUACUGCAUCAGAUGAACACAGUGCUGUUGGUCUUGAUGGCAGCUUGCUACCACGACAAGAACGACGUUGCAGCCUACAUCCUGUGCCCCCCUCAAGCAUCUUUCAGCGCCAACCUUCCAGUGCCACCUUCUCUAGCAACCAGUCUGACAAUGGUCUAGAUAGUGAUGAUGAGCAGCCUGUGGAAGGUGUGAUGACAAAUGGCAGUAAAGUGGAGGUAGAGGUGGACAUCCAUUGCUGUAAAGGAAAGGGUCUGGAAUUAGAACAUCCUGCUGCAGAGUACAGCUCUUCUGCUCCAGGGCCAGAGGAUGACUCUGGGCUUGUACUCAUCAUUCGGAGGCAGAACAGUGUAAACAGCAAUACUGUGCAGAGAGGGGUUAAGGAGAAGUGUGGACUCCAAAAAUCUCUUUCCACAUGUUGUCUUUAUGGAAAGAAGCUUUCCAAUGGCUCCAUAGUGCCCUUGGAGGAGAGCCUCAACCUCAUUGAAGUAGCGACAGAGGCACCCAAGAAGAAGACAGGCUAUUUUGCUGCUCCAUCCCAGAUGGAGCCAGAAGAUCAAUUUGUGGUGCCACAUGAUCUGGAAGAGGAAGUGAAGGAACAAAUGAAGCAGCACCAGGAGGAUAGAGCAGAUCAGGAGCUGAAAGAAGAACAUGCAGCAUCCCUGCCAGAGGAGUUUGACACAGCUUUGUAACCCUAUGAGUACUAUUCCCACAUUAUCUAUCCCAGGAAGCUCUGUUUAAUAAGGGCUGUCAUGCCCUCUGAGGGAGCUGGGAUCUGUAAGGAGUACAGACACCUGCUGCUUCCUUAAUGGAGUUGAGGAAAAAUCAGGAAGGCCAACGUCGGGGCUGCCCACUUAACCACUGUAGCAUCUCAGCUGUUCUGUGAGCACGCAGAUCAGCAGCUGAGCUCUGUGUUAGGGACUGUCUGGUAAGUCCUUGAACCCUGAGGUUCUGCCAGCUCUGCCAGAAAGGGGCUGGUGUGUGUGUG